AUGCCUCAAUUCGAUUGUGUAUUUAAUGAAAAUAACACCAACAGUAUAAGUAUUAAAAAACUAAAACAAAGAAAUAAAAAUUAUGAAGAUGUUAUUAAAAAGAAAGUCACUGCUCUUGAAGGUUACUAUGACAGACUUCAAGAGGCUAUUUUACAAAGAAAAAAUUUCAUAUCUACCGUUGAAAAGCAAAAAGAAAAAAUAGAAAUGGGCUUGUUAAAAAUUGAAGAAACAAAACAGAAAAUAAUAAAUGAUCUCGAAAAAUUGUCUAAAAACAAUGACGAUGUUAUUUAUGAAAUUUUAAAAGCAAAAAAGAAGAGCAAAGAUCUCGAACUUGAAGUAUUAAAACGUAAAAUCUCGAGUGUUGAAAAUGAUUUUAAAGCAACAAAAACCGAUUGGGAACAGAAGUUGGUCAAUACCGCGUCACUAAUUAACGAGAAGAAUAUAAAAGAGCAAAAAGAACUUGCGACUGAACAAAGAAUAUCUUCCAUUACUACUUGUGUUCCUUAUUUAAGUAAAAGAACUUAUAUUAUUAAACAAAUAGAAAAACAUUCAAAAACAACUUUUUCACGAGUUGAAGAUUUGUCAAAAGAUUAUCAUUCUAUAAAUAAUUUAAUUUAUAACUAUGGUUAUAAUCAACAAAGACGAUCUGCUUUACUUUUGUUUGUGAAUUCAAAUUGGAAAGUGUUUGGUGCUUUUAUUUCAAAUCAGCAAUUAGAAUCAAGCAAAUCAUUUUUAUUUAAAAUUGAAAACGAAAAAGUAAUCUUCUUUGAUAUUAAAGCAGGAUAUGAAAAAUAUGAUUUUAAAAUGAAUAACAAUACUCUCUCAUUUGGAAAUGAAUUUGAAGUUCCAGACUUAAAAAUUGUUUAUGAGACUCAAGAAAGUUAUUUUUCUGGAAAGUAUACAUCAUAUUCAAUAGAAGUUCUUCAAAAUGUUUUUAAAUAUGAUGGUGAAAUGAACGCGUUAUUUGGAAUGGAUAAAUGCACUGGAACAACUUCAUACCUUUUUUAUUAA
Entamoeba invadens IP1 is the source of this 1011-nucleotide messenger RNA. RefSeq lists its product as hypothetical. The record is from RefSeq and is a predicted model, not a curated record. The transcript has a single exon. NCBI's taxonomy places the organism in Eukaryota, Evosea, Mastigamoebida, Endamoebidae. Bases 1 to 1011 code for a protein of 336 amino acids.